AUGACCUGUGACAAGUGCAGGUUCAAGACAGUUGGGAAAUAUCUCUCUAUCUCUACCUCUCCCUGUCUCCACAUCUGCAUUUACAUCAUCUACAUCUACAUAUGCAUCGUCUAUGUCUGCAUCACCUACACCUACAUCAUCUACCUCAUCUACACCUACAUCAUCUACCUCAUCUACAUCAUCUACCUCAUCUACAUCAUCUACAUCAUCUACAUCAUCUACACCUACAUCAUCUACAUCAUCUACAUCAUCUACAUCAUCUUCACCUACAUCAUCUACAUCAUCUUCACCUACAUCACCUACCUCAUCUACACCUACAUCAUCUACCUCAUCUCCAUCAUCUACACCUACAUCAUCUACCUCAUCUACUCAUCUACAUCACCUUCCUCAUCUACAUCAUCUACAUCAUCUACACCUACAUCAUCUACCUCAUCUACAUCAUCUACAUCAUCCACAUCAUCUACACCUACAUCAUCUACAUCAUCUACAUCAUCUACAUCAUCUUCACCUACAUCAUCUACAUCAUCUUCCCCUACAUCCCCUACCUCAUCUACACCUACAUCAUCUACCUCAUCUCCAUCAUCUACACCUACAUCAUCUACCUCAUCUACACCUACAUCAUCUACCUCAUCUACACCUACAUCAUCUACCUCAUCUACACCUACAUCAUCCACCUCAUCUACACCUACAUCAUCUACCUCAUCUACAUCAUCUACACCUACAUCAUCUACCUCAUCUACAUCAUCUACCACAUCUACCUCAUCUACACCUACAUCAUCUACCUCAUCUACAUCAUCUACACCUACAUCAUCUACCUCAUCUACAUCAUCUACCACAUCUACCUCAUCUACCUCAUCUACACCUACAUCAUCUACCUCAUCUACACCUACAUCAUUCACCUCAUCUACACCUACAUCAUCUACCUCAUCUACACCUACAUCAUCCACCUCAUCUACACCUACAUCAUCUACCUCAUCUCCAUCAUCUACACCUACAUCAUCUACCUCAUCUACCUCAUCUGCAUCAUCUACAUCAUCUACCUCAUCUACCUCAUCUACAUCAUCUACAUCAUCUACCUCAUCUACAUCAUCUACAUCAUCUAGACCUACAUCAUCUACCUCAUCUACACCUACAUCAUCUAUACCUACAUCAUCUACCUCAUCUACAUCAUCUACACCUACCUCAUCUACCUCAUCUACACCUACAUCAUCUACCUCAUCUACACCUACAUCAUCUGCCUCAUCUACAUCAUCUCCCCCAUCUACAUCAUCUCCAUCAUCUACAUCAUCUACCCUCAUCUACAUCAUCUACCUCAUCUACAUCAUCUACAUCAUCUACAUCAUCUACAUCAUCUACAUCAUCUACAUCAUCUACCUCAUCUACACCUACAUCAUCUGCCUCAUCUACAUCAUCUGCAUCAUCUACAUCAUCUACUCCCACAUCAUCUGCGUCAUCUACACUUACAUCAUCUGCAUCAUCUACAUCAUCUGCAUCAUCUGCAUCAUCUACCUCAUCUACAUCUACAUCAUUGACAUCAUCUGCAUCAUCUGCAUCAUCGACAUCUACCUCUACCUCUAUGGUUAUACCAAUAUCCAUAUCCAUAGACGCCCUUCAGACAACAGUUUGGGUAUUAAGCCAUGA
Galeopterus variegatus (Sunda flying lemur) is the source of this 1641-nucleotide messenger RNA. RefSeq lists its product as uncharacterized. Bases 1 to 1641 code for a protein of 546 amino acids. The record is from RefSeq and is a predicted model, not a curated record. The transcript has 5 exons. Lineage: Eukaryota; Metazoa; Chordata; Mammalia; Dermoptera; Cynocephalidae.